This is a messenger RNA of Alosa alosa (allis shad), 3313 nucleotides long. It is a transcript of the gene sass6, whose product is annotated as SAS-6 centriolar assembly protein. The coding region runs from base 111 to 2168 and encodes 685 amino acids. Gene Ontology annotation, biological process: centriole replication. The transcript is spliced from 18 exons. The record is from RefSeq and is a predicted model, not a curated record. Gene Ontology annotation, cellular component: centriole; centrosome. NCBI's taxonomy places the organism in Eukaryota, Metazoa, Chordata, Actinopteri, Clupeiformes, Clupeidae.
CCACGUAUUAUCGUAUAUAUUCCAGUGUACCUAAGAAGUAGACCAAACGGAGAUAGUUACUUUGCAAACGUUUUUUUCCCAAAUGACUUUUUGGGGAAUAUGAAACAACGAUGACGGAGAUACUUUUCAACAAGAAAUUGCAAGUGCACGUGAAAUGUAAAGACUGCGAUGACCGGCGUUCAACAAUCCGAAUUAGUGUUGAACUUCAGUUCACUAGUAAUCCGAUUCAUAAAAAGGAUCUGGUCAUACGGCUGACCGAUGAUGUGGACCUGUACUUUCUGUACAACCUCACCAUAUCAGAGGAGGAUUUCCAAAGUUUGAAGGUGCAGCAGGGCCUCUUGGUGGAUUUCAGCUCCUUCCCCCAGAGGUUCAUUGACCUGUUGGAACAGUGUCUUAUCGAGCAGGACAAGGAGAGCCCAAGGUUCCUGCUACAGCUGUGCUGUUCCUCGUCCUCUCUUGACCAUGGCCCUGCGAGCCUCAACGUGGUGGAGACCAACCCCUUCAAGCAUCUGACGCACCUGUCUCUCAAGCUGCUCCAUGGCACCGACGUGGAGAUCAAGAAGUUUCUCGCCUCCUGCCUGGCCAACAUGAAGGAGGAGAAGCAGCUGUUGGAGCAAAGGCUGAAGAAGACUGAGGAGGAUUUGUCCAGGCAGUUGAGCUUCACCCAGCAGACUCUGGCGGAGAAGAGUAGAGAGCUGGACAAGUUGCGCUCCGAGUGGACGUCCCAGACCACCUCACUGUCCACCAAACACACACAGGAUCUUACGACAGAGCGCGAGAAGGCUCUCGAGACUCAGACGCGGCUGCAGCAGCAGAAUGAGCAGCUGCGGCGUGAGCUGGAGACUAUGCAUCAGCGCAGCACGGAGCAGCUUCAGAGCCGACUGGCCGAGCUGGACGCCUCCAGCCGCGACCUCACCGACCGGCGCUACCGCAACGAGGCCACCAUCCGGGACCUCAAGGCCAAACUCACCGGCGUAGAGGAGGAAUGCCAGCGGGCGAAGCAGCAGGUGUCAUCUCUGCGUCGUGAGAACGGCACACUGGACCAGGAGUGCCAUGCUAAGGAGCGCGAGCUCAACCAGCUGCACACGCGCGUCGCCGUGCUAGAGCAGGAGGUCAAGGACAAGGAGCAGCUGCUCGCGCGCACCAGGGACGUACUGGACGCCACGCAGCAGCAGAAGACGUCGGUGGAGGGCAAUGCGGAGAGCAAACAGCUGCAGAUUGGAAGGCUGGAGACCACAGUCAAAUCUCUGUCUGAGGAACUCAUUAAGGCGAACAGCAUCAUUAAGAAGCUGCAGGGCGAUGUGAAGAUGCUCGUGGGCAAGAUGAAGGUGAAGAACGCUGUGACGGUGUCUCAGGAGAAACUCGUGAAGGAGACUGCAGACAAGCUGCAGCAGACGCAGACGCAGCUGCAGGCUGCCCAGACGCAGCUCACACAGCGAGACGACGAGGUGAGUAAGCUGAAGGAGCAGCUGGACGCAACGGUGCAGAAGCUCGAUGAGAGCCGAGAGGUGCUGAAGACCAACGAGAACGUGAUCACGUGGCUCAACAAGCAGCUGAAUGAGAACCAGUUGUCACGGAAACAUGAGAGUCAGGGUGCGUUUGAGUCGCCUCCAGCCCUCUCUGCAGGAGCGGGUCUCAGGAUGGGUGGAGCCUCCAGUAACCUGCUUGAUGGCAGGAGUUUUCCCCCGUCUGUCCUGGGGUACCCCUCUUCCUCCCCGUCUGCCCUGGGGUACCCCUCCAUCUCCCCGUCAGGUCUGGGGUACCCCUCUACGUCUCCGUCUGCCCUGGGGUUCCCCGUGACCUCCACGUUAAACUCCAAACACUCCUUCCCCAGUGCAGGAGGCCGGACCGUAUUCGGCCUGCACAACCCUCAGGCCUCUGGACCCAAGGUCCAGUUUAACCCUAUGAGUGCCAAGCCUUCACUGUCUCCUGUGGAGAGGAGGGAUGGCAGUCCUCCAGUUACACGUGUGCCCCCCUCCAACAAAGAGAAUGAUGACCCUGUAGGUCUGGAUUCAAAGUACUUGGAGAGACGUGACGACAGCAUCCCACUCCGUGGGCUCCUAACCAACAUGAACAUGAACAAAGAAGUCCCCAAGCCAGCACUGAACAGGCCCAAGGCUGGAGGACUGUCCGUCUCCACUGCCCCCUCCGCUUACUUCCCAGGGUGACCUCUAGACGACCUUCUCAUGAACGGCUCCACCUUACCUGCACCACCCACACCCACAACAGGAUCAUGGGAUUCACACCGUGUGUGUGUGUGUGUGUGAGAGAGAGAGAGAGAGAGAACGAAAGACACACAAGCCAUGCAUUAACUUCAGCAAUAUUUUUUUAUCCAUGUUGUGCGUUUUGUUAUUUAUUAAACCAGUAUUUUUUUAUCAGCUCAAUCAUUUGCCAUCAAAUCAGUUUGCUGGGAUAUUUGUCUUUAGGAUUGGUUUGUUCAACAAAAUUGAUCGUGUGUUUGCGCGUGUGUGUGUUAGGACACAAGUGUGUGUGAAGAAUUAGAGCUAACAGCAGGCCAGACAGGUGCACCCUACAGCCAUCAAACACCAUUCGAGAAGUCUAGCAUGCUAAUGUCAGCCGCUAACUCAUAAAACCACUUAAACCGCAUUAGAGCAUGCUAAUGCUAUCCACAAACAGAAAAGCCUGUAGCGUGUUAACAUGCUAAUGCUAUCCACUUACUGUGAAAACCAGGGAUGACUUGAACACCUGUAGCUCAGGGGCCAAAUCGCAUGAUGCUAACGUGAGAGGCCUGCUUUGGUGUGUGUGCCAUCACUGUGCCAUGGGGUCCAAACGGGUCGUGGAUCCAUUUCAGACGCGGCUCCAGAGAGCUGCUCCCUGAUCUGUCCCCAAUGCCUGAACCGGAGCCGGCUGUCGUCAGGAGUGGCUCCCCUCCGCUGCAGUAAAGAUGUGAUGUGUGCCGCUCAGACAAGAUGGCAGCCGCCCCCUUCAGCGUAGUCAGGGUCAGAGCUCAGAGGAGCGACUAGCAGCAUCUGAACCACUGCUAGCUGGGUGACGUACACACCUGACCAUUUACUGGUGGGGGGGUGUACACCUGGCCGUUUACAUGAUGGGGUGACCUACACCUGACUGGUCGAUGCUGUUUAGACCGUCAAAGGAGACUCUAUCUUUAGAUGUAAUUCCUCAGAACAAUGUUGAAAGGGUGCAAGUCUACCUGAUUAUUUUUUGAUGGGUGCUGUUUGCUGUGUGUGAACUGUUUGUAUAUAUGUACGUACAAGGCAAAUGAAUGAACAUACUCUGUGUAUAUAUUUCUUUGUCAACAUUUUGUUGUCAAGUUGUGAAUGAAUAAAUCAUG